This is a messenger RNA of Sardina pilchardus (European sardine), 1217 nucleotides long. RefSeq names its product mucin-2-like. The transcript is spliced from 13 exons. The record is from RefSeq and is a predicted model, not a curated record. The coding region runs from base 126 to 932 and encodes 268 amino acids. Lineage: Eukaryota; Metazoa; Chordata; Actinopteri; Clupeiformes; Clupeidae.
AGUCAGUGAGGGAGAAGCUCCAUCCCAGUCCACUCCGCACACACACCCUCUGUCACACACACACACACACACACUCACACACUCACAAACUCACAAACUCUCAGUCAGUCACUGCUGCUGCUGCCAUGAAGCCUACAUGGAUAGUUCUCCUUCUUGUGUCCUUCUCUCUCCUUCACACAGAAGCCGAAGAUGCCACCGCAGGUGAUGCCACCGUAGAUGAUGCCCCAAAAGAUGAGACCGAUCCCAAAGACACAGAUCCACCCACUGCCCCCUCUACAACAAAGCCUACCACAACAAAAGCAGUCACACCAACACCAACAGCACUAAAAGAAACCACCAAGACUCCUGUCACACCAGUGUCAGGAGCUGAGGCAGGUAGUACCUCAAGCAAGAGCGAUCCUGCAGCCGUUACACCAGUUUCGGACGCAAAGCCAACAACUUGUGCAACAACUGAGAAAAUGAACGAGAAAGCUGUCUCUCCUACUCUGUCUGGAUCUGACAUCACAAACAUUAAAGCAAAUGAUACAGGAGAUAAUGCCACGGGCACAGAUGUGGAUGAGGAGGGAACCGCUAUAGGAAAGGACAACAACACAGACGAGACAGACAAGCCGCUGCCUGGGACAGAUGGCACUAAGACUCCAGCGGGACACGGGGAGAAUAAUCAACAGAGUGGUCAAAAUACACCAGGGGAAACAAAGGAAGAGGAGACCGACCGGAAGAUCCUGUGGAUCUUGUUGCCUGUUCUGGGAGUGUUGGUGGCCGGGGUGAUCUUUGUCCUCAAGUUCAAAUGCAUGAAGGUUCAGGGCCAUGCAGAGCCGACUGAGAACGGGACUGAAAAUGCCUCGUUCCAAAGAUCUGACAGCAACAAAGAUGGCGUCAUGCUCCUGGGGGUGAAGUCAUCUGGUGGAGAGGAAAACGCGGCGGCCAGAUAAGACGUGCAGCUGACUGAAGGCAAGUCCCACAAGAACACAAGAGACACUGGUCAUCUCCACUCUAACCACCACUGGUCAACUCCACCCUAACUACCACUGGACACCACCCUCUCUUCCCUGGCAACGGAUUCAACUGAGUAACGAUUACAAAGGAACGCUGAAGUGGGUUCGAUUACAAAUCCAAUAUGACGUGUGGUAUUUCCUGUAAGUUAUGCCAGAGUACUAUAAUUAUAUAUAUUAUUAUUGUUAUUAUAUUAUAUUAAAAAUAAAACAUGCAAGCAUACA